Molecule: messenger RNA, 324 nt
Organism: Penicillium vulpinum
Lineage: Eukaryota; Fungi; Ascomycota; Eurotiomycetes; Eurotiales; Aspergillaceae
Exons: 2
Coding region: 1-324 (107 amino acids)
Source: RefSeq, a predicted model, not a curated record
AUGAUAAGAAACGCGCCGCAACCUCAUAGCCAGCCCAACCAACCCAACCAGAACCCCUCGCAUGUCGGUAGAACUCAACGAGCUCCCAACCUACCUAUCCACCAAACCUUCGUCUUCGAACACCCAAAAGCACCGGAAGCUUACUUCAACAGGCUCCACUCCGCCCAGGGAACAGCCACCAAGCUCCGCCUCCGAUGCAUCGAUUCGCAGCCACGCCAUACCCGGGCUUAUACAGGAGCAGAAUUCCAACGACAGAGUGGGUGUGUCGGUCUCGACGCGCUACCGGAGGCACGUGAGUUCGACGCGAUGCCGAGUCCCUUCUAG